This is a messenger RNA of Bipolaris oryzae ATCC 44560, 570 nucleotides long. RefSeq lists its product as uncharacterized. Gene Ontology annotation, biological process: membrane organization; endoplasmic reticulum to Golgi vesicle-mediated transport; intracellular protein transport. The record is from RefSeq and is a predicted model, not a curated record. The transcript is spliced from 8 exons. Gene Ontology annotation, molecular function: GTP binding; GTPase activity. Lineage: Eukaryota; Fungi; Ascomycota; Dothideomycetes; Pleosporales; Pleosporaceae. Bases 1 to 570 code for a protein of 189 amino acids. Gene Ontology annotation, cellular component: COPII vesicle coat; endoplasmic reticulum exit site.
AUGUGGAUUAUUGAUUGGUUUUGGGAUGUUCUGUCCUCGCUUGGACUUAUGAACAAGCAUGCCAAGCUCCUCUUCCUUGGACUUGACAAUGCUGGAAAGACCACGCUGCUGCAUAUGCUCAAGAACGACAGGGUUGCUGUUCUCCAGCCAACCCUGCACCCCACUUCGGAGGAGCUGUCGAUAGGAAACGUCAAGUUCACAACCUUCGACCUUGGAGGCCACGCGCAAGCCCGACGAUUGUGGCGCGACUACUUCCCCGAAGUCUCCGGCAUUGUCUUCCUUGUCGAUGCCAAGGACCAUGAGCGUCUUACCGAGUCGAAGGCUGAGCUCGACGCUCUCCUCGCCAUGGAGGAGCUCAAGAACACUCCUUUCGUCAUUCUUGGUAACAAGAUUGAUCACCCCGACGCCGUCUCCGAGGACCAGCUCCGCUCUAUUCUUGGUCUAUAUCAGACAACCGGCAAGGGCAAGGUCCCCCUCGAGGGUAUCCGACCCGUUGAAGUCUUCAUGUGCAGUGUCGUCAUGAGGCAGGGAUACGGCGAGGGCAUCCGAUGGUUGAGCCAAUAUGUCUAA